Messenger RNA from Leptosia nina, 621 nucleotides. Lineage: Eukaryota; Metazoa; Arthropoda; Insecta; Lepidoptera; Pieridae. The record is from the annotation of a GenBank genome assembly.
AUGUCAUUCCACGCAUUGCUCAACGAUUUCUUAUUUACACCAAAAUACUGUCGGAUAGCGAUGUGUAUCCUAAUGGCUUUGAGCCAGUUGGUCUCAUCGGACUCCGAGAGUGAAGAGAUGGACCGGGAACCCUACAAAGAAUUGGACAAAGUACUCCAAGAUUACGAGUCCUCAGUAGCAAAACCUAAUGCUGUGAAAGAACACUUCUACUUUCCAUAUUGGGAUAAGGGGCAUUGGGUGUUCGACAGAAUGAAACUUAAGUCCACAGAGCGACCCUUAGGACACUUUCUUCAGAAGGGCAAGUGGGCGAAACACUACGAAUGCAAUCAAAUAUGUCUCGGAAUUUACGAGGCACAUGGCGAAAUCUGCGCCCAAAGGUUCGUGACCCGCGCGAGCAAAUGGAAGUACGAAUACAAAAAGUUCCGGAACAUGUGCUAUCUGGAGUACGAAAACUGCAAACACGUGUAUAAGCACUGGUACCCGAUACACGAGGGCGGUUGUCCGGAGUUCAAGAGGAUGACCCAAAACCCCACGAGCGCAUGGAGGGUGGCUAAUCGAGUGCAGAAGUGGCAGAGACGAAUCAAGUCGAAUAAAAUCACAGUGGGCCAGCAAAUGUACUAA